Pteronotus mesoamericanus is the source of this 663-nucleotide messenger RNA. Its product is annotated as peptidyl-prolyl cis-trans isomerase A-like. Gene Ontology annotation, biological process: protein peptidyl-prolyl isomerization. Gene Ontology annotation, cellular component: intracellular membrane-bounded organelle. NCBI's taxonomy places the organism in Eukaryota, Metazoa, Chordata, Mammalia, Chiroptera, Mormoopidae. The coding region runs from base 1 to 600 and encodes 199 amino acids. The record is from RefSeq and is a predicted model, not a curated record. Gene Ontology annotation, molecular function: peptidyl-prolyl cis-trans isomerase activity. The transcript has 2 exons.
AUGUGUCAUUGUAGUCCUGCAGUGACGGUGGAUAUUAUGAAAAGGGUGGAUAUUAUGAUAAGGAAAAAUGUGAAAAUACAGCCGUUGAUGAUCUUCCCACACCCAGCCUUGGUCAACCCCACCGUGUUCUUCAACAUCACUGCCCAUGGCGAGCCCUUGGGCCACGUCUCCUCUGAGCUGUUUGCAGACAGAGUUCCAAAGACAGCAGAAAACUUUCAUGCUCUGAGCACAGUGGAGAGAGGAUUUGGUUAUAAAGGUUUCUGCUUUCACAGAAUGAUUCCAGGAUUGAUGUGCCAGGGUGGUGACUUCACACACCACAAUGGCGGCAAGUCCAUUUAUGGGGAGAAAUUUAAUGAUGAGAAUACCAUUCUGAAGCGUAUGAGUCCUGGCAUUUUGUCCAUGGCAAAUGCUGGACCCAACACAGAUGGUUCCCAGUUUCCCAUCUGUACUGCCAAGACUCAGUGGCUGGACGGCAAGCAUGUGGAGUUCGGCCAGGAGAAAGACGGCAUGGGUGUUGUGGCAGCCAUGGAGCGCUGUGGGUCCAGCAAUGGCAAGACCAGCAAGAAGGUCACCAUGGUUGACUGCGGACAACUCUCAUAAUUUUGACUUGUGCUUUAUUUCAACCACCAGACCAUUUCCGCUGUAGCUCAGGAGAGCACCCCU